CCUUCGCAUAUCCUCUGGUGCGCAAGGAUGGCGUCCAAAAUGACCCCGACGACGAACUUGGAUGAGAGUCUUCCCCGCAAACUGACAGCCGUCGGCGUCCUCGGUGAAGUGGGAGCGGCGUACACGGUGUACGAGAAGAACUGGUUCUGUGCUGAAUGCAAGCACGAGAACUAUGCUCGUCGACCGCGGUGUCUUCGGUGUCGUGCACCGAAAGUCCAAGCUCCCGAUGCGCUCGUGUACAGCAAAUCGAACGAAGACAGCAAGUGGCGCGAAGCAUUGGAUCCUUCGACGAACAAGAUUUACUACUAUCACAUUGAGACACAGGAAACGCAGUGGGAACGCCCGAAGGAAAUGGGCGCUGCGCCGCACUCGACGGGGUGGUUUGGUCGCGGGCAAGCGGGCCACGACAACUCGAACAAGUACGAAGAUCUAAACACCAAGUACCUUGCACGACCGGCGCGGAAACAAGUCGACGCGAUGCCGAACCGGAACACUCGCAUGGAAGGCGCGAACGAGUACAACAUUUGGUACGACAAGUACAUUGGAGACCAUUGGGACCACACAAAGGAGAAGGACCCAGCCGAGCACCGAUGCUGCCUCGAAACCGACGCCGGCCACACGAAAGCCGACAAAAUCGGGAAGGCGAACAAGUUCUUUUGUCUUCACUUUGCCCGCGGGGGAUGUGCCCGUGGCGCCACUUGCAACUACUUUCACCGGCUCCCGACCAUGGCCGAUGAGUUACGUCUCGGCAUGCUGCACGACUGCUUUGGCCGGGAGCGCCACGCGACAGACCGCGACGACAUGAGCGGCACAGGCAACUUUAUGCGAAACUCACGAACGCUGUACGUGGGUGGGCUCAAGGGCAAGAGCAUGACUGAAGACGUGAUCAUGAGUGCAUUUGCCGAAUGGGGCGAAGUCGAGAACGUCAACAUCGUGCACCGCCUCUCCGUCGCGUUUGUUCGGUACCGACAUCGGACGUCGGCCGAGUUUGCCAAGGAAGCCAUGGCAAACCAGGCGCUGGAAGGAGACGAAAUUUUGAGCAUCAAGUGGGCCAUGGACGAUCCGAACCCUGUCGCAAAGCAAGCGGCCCAGCGCGCCGACGCCGACGCUGUUGUUGCCAUGCUCAAAAGCCGCAACAUUUCGACCGCCCCGGCGCCAUUCCAGUACCCCGAAGGCUACCACAUCCAGCCGUCCAAGAAACAAAAAACUGCCAACGACCCGACCAUGUACCCAAGCACUGACGACCAGUACGUCCACAAAGCACUCGAAGACGAAAAGCAGGCGGCGCUCUUGUCGUAUGCAGUCGAGGACGAGUAAAGGACCAGAUGUGGCUGAGUUAAGUCUCAACCAACGCCUACUUUUAGCAGUAUUUCAUGCAAACCUCAAUGGACAGCGGUGUGUCUACACGAUGUCGACCACGCUGAGGUCCACAUGCGUGUCCAUCGGUGGUGGA
This is a messenger RNA of Aphanomyces invadans, 1453 nucleotides long. RefSeq lists its product as hypothetical. NCBI's taxonomy places the organism in Eukaryota, Oomycota, Saprolegniomycetes, Saprolegniales, Verrucalvaceae. The record is from RefSeq and is a predicted model, not a curated record. The coding region runs from base 28 to 1317 and encodes 429 amino acids. Gene Ontology annotation, cellular component: Prp19 complex; U2-type catalytic step 2 spliceosome; U2-type catalytic step 1 spliceosome. The transcript is spliced from 2 exons. Gene Ontology annotation, molecular function: metal ion binding; U6 snRNA binding; pre-mRNA binding.